UCCUCCUCAGGUGAGGCAGCCUGGCCUAGCAGGCCCCACGCCACCGCCUCUGCCUCCAGGCCGCCCGCUGCUGCGGGGCCACCAUGCUCCUGCCCAGGCCUGGAGACUGACCCGACCCCGGCACCACCUCGAGGCUCCGCCCCCACCUGCUGGACCCCAGGCCCAAUCUGCGUCCGUGAUCACGGCGUGCUCUGGCCAAGGCCCAGUCCCUACAGCCUGCCUGGAUGGACGCCUGGGACUGGGGGCGCCAGGACUGGGCUGGGCUGGGCUCCCCCAGGCCCUGCCUCCCCGUCCAUCUCCUCACAGGUCCCACCCUGGCCCAGGAGGUCAGCCAGGGAAUCAUUAACAAGAGGCGGUGACAUGGCGCAGAAGGAGGGUGGCCGGACUGUGCCAUGCUGCUCCAGACCCAAGGUGGCAGCUCUCACUGCGGGGACCCUGCUACUUCUGACAGCCAUCGGGGCGGCAUCCUGGGCCAUUGUGGCUGUUCUCCUCAGGAGUGACCAGGAGCCGCUGUACCCAGUGCAGGUCAGCUCUGCGGACGCUCGGCUCAUGGUCUUUGACAAGACGGAAGGGACGUGGCGGCUGCUGUGCUCCUCGCGCUCCAACGCCAGGGUAGCCGGACUCAGCUGCGAGGAGAUGGGCUUCCUCAGGGCGCUGACCCACUCCGAGCUGGACGUGCGAACGGCGGGCGCGAACGGCACGUCGGGCUUCUUCUGUGUGGACGAGGGGAGGCUGCCCCACACCCAGAGGCUGCUGGAGGUCAUCUCCGUGUGUGAUUGCCCCAGAGGCCGUUUCUUGGCCACCAUCUGCCAAGACUGUGGCCGCAGGAAGCUGCCCGUGGACCGCAUCGUGGGAGGCCGGGACACCAGCUUGGGCCGGUGGCCGUGGCAAGUCAGCCUUCGCUAUGAUGGAGCACACCUUUGUGGGGGGUCACUGCUCUCCGGGGACUGGGUGCUGACAGCCGCCCACUGCUUCCCAGAGCGGAACCGGGUCCUGUCCCGAUGGCGAGUGUUUGCCGGUGCCGUGGCCCAGGCCUCUCCCCACGGCCUGCAGCUGGCGGUGCAGGCUGUGGUCUACCAUGGGGGCUAUCUUCCCUUUCGGGACCCCAACAGCGAGGAGAACAGCAACGAUAUUGCCCUGGUCCACCUCUCCAGCCCCCUGCCCCUCACAGAAUACAUCCAGCCUGUGUGCCUCCCAGCUGCCGGCCAGGCCCUGGUGGAUGGCAAGAUCUGUACCGUGACGGGCUGGGGCAACACGCAGUACUAUGGCCAACAGGCCGGGGUACUCCAGGAGGCUCGAGUCCCCAUAAUCAGCAAUGAUGUCUGCAACGGCGCUGACUUCUAUGGAAACCAGAUCAAGCCCAAGAUGUUCUGUGCCGGCUACCCCGAGGGUGGCAUUGAUGCCUGCCAGGGCGACAGCGGUGGUCCCUUUGUGUGUGAGGACAGCAUCUCUCGGACGCCACGUUGGCGGCUGUGUGGCAUUGUGAGCUGGGGCACUGGCUGUGCCCUGGCCCAGAAGCCAGGCGUCUACACCAAAGUCAGUGACUUCCGGGAGUGGAUCUUCCAGGCCAUAAAGACUCACUCCGAAGCCAGCGGCAUGGUGACCCAGCUCUGACCGGUGGCUUCUCGCUGCGCAGCCUCCAGGGCCCGAGGUGAUCUUGGUGGUGGGAUCCAUGCCAGGCCUAGGAUGGGACGUUUUUCUUCUUGGGCCUGGUCCACAGGUCCAAGGACACCCUCCCUCCAGGGUCCUCUCUUCCACAGUGGCGGGCCCACUCAGCCCCGAGACCACCCAACCUCAUCCUCCUGACCCCCAUGUAAAUAUUGUUCUGCUGUCUGGGACUCCUGUCUAGGUGCCCCUGAUGACGGGAUGCUCUUUAAGUAAUAAAGAUGGUUUUGAUUAA
Molecule: messenger RNA, 1900 nt
Organism: Pongo pygmaeus (Bornean orangutan)
Lineage: Eukaryota; Metazoa; Chordata; Mammalia; Primates; Hominidae
Gene: HPN
Product: hepsin
Exons: 13
Coding region: 361-1614 (417 amino acids)
Biological process (GO): proteolysis
Cellular component (GO): membrane
Molecular function (GO): serine-type exopeptidase activity; serine-type endopeptidase activity
Source: RefSeq, a predicted model, not a curated record